UGUGUGUGUGUGUGUGUGUGUGUGUGUGUGUGUGUGAUGGACGUGUGAUAAUAAACUGCUCAUACAUGUUUAUAUUUCGUUGUCGCAGGCAAGUGCGGAUGAACGAAGACGUGCAGAACAUGUGUAUAUGAUGUAUAUGACCUAGGUGAUUUCAAUGCGUGAUUUUCGAGAUCUGGUAUCACAGGAUAUGUUUAAGCAGGCUGAAGCGAGUGCUAAUGCUGGUGCUGUCGUGCCAUACAAACCGGCCUUGCCCAGCCUGGAGUGGAUACGGUUGCAGUUUGUCCCUUCUAGCCCGUACUCGAAAGCAAGUGCAAACUUCACCGGAGCGCUCGGCAUAAAGUUUAUGCUCCAGACUAGACAGCACCAAAAGGCAAAUGAGGAUGAGCAGUUUGGAACUGCUGGCCAGUUGAAUCUCAAGGAAUGGAGUAGCGAUUUAUCGGAACUUAUCGUAUUCAAAUGCUCAGACGACAAAUCGGCGAUAUUAAUCGGCGACUCAGGCGUUCCAGUUCAGGCCAACGCACGCCAGAAGAAGGGCAUCACGGAUGCAAGCGCACACCUCACUUCAUCAGAUCAUAAUUUCGUACGUCAAAUGGUGUCUGCUGCUGUUGCAUUAACCGUCGAAGUUCCUGAAACACGCGCGGACGCACGUGAUGUACGUAACUGGUAUAAAGGCACCUGUCAUACGUUACUGCGAGAUCUCGUGUUUGAACACAGUAGUGCUGCCCGUCAUGUUGCCGAUUUGAUCAAAAAUACCCUAAUAUUUGAGCGAGAGAAUCCGACAUUAGGCUUAUAUACAGAUGGUGGUCCGGACCAUAACACAACAUACAUAAGUGCUAUUUUGGCGAUGAUCUCGUGUUGGAGCUUGAUGAAUUUGGAUAUGCUCGUAGCAAUGCGUACACCGGCCGGAUUAUCAAUUCGCAAUUCAGUUGAGCAUUGCAUGUCUACACUUACGCUCGGGUUGAACGGAUGCUCUUUCAUGAGGAAGCAGAUGACGCCAGCACAGGAGAACAUCAUCAAAUCAUGUAUCACUAUGGUGAAAUGGAGAGCAAAGAAUGAAAUUGAUCCCACAGUGCGCGAACUUUGUAAGACCACUGUCACUCCAUGCAUAGAGGCCAUCGGUGAACGAUUUCAACGCUGUAAAUGGGAUGAAAAGCCAGUUCUUCUUCACAAAGCAGCAAAUGACGAUGAACUGGAAGCCGUCUAUAUACAAUUGACCAAACUAUUUCCGGAAGCAUAUGAUUGGAAAAACCUUAAAAAGGCUCAGGUGAUGGAAUUGGAAUCCUUCAAGCACUUCAUGAAGGAUCAUCUGCGACUGACUGAGUUCUCCAUACAGAUACGCAAGUGUUACCUUGGUGCGUGUUCAUUUCAUGGUCGAGUUCGUAUGGACGCAGAGAAAUUCAAAAGUAUUCCUUGGGUGCCGACUCCAAGUCUUAAUGAAUGUGGAGAGCACUACAAGAGGCUUGAUGCAACUCUAGCAAUGGAUCCCACAGGCGAAGCGACAGAUGCAGAUUUACCCUCCGCAAAGACUUGUUUGGCGAAAGCUGCGCGCAAGCCCACACAUUGCGCAAAAUCUUCCGGUUUAACCAUAGAAGGUUUGAAGGACAUUCAGGGUAACAUGCGUGCGAUUGUUACAUGCAAUGAUUGUUUGAUCCUACGAAUGGUUUACUCUGAGAAUGUAAUACUGCCCAGCGAAAAAGAACUUCAUCUGGACACGAUAAGACAUGAAGACUACAACUACAUCUGCGGUGAUGCUGUCGUGCCAGAGUCUCUCCCUUUGGCUGAAAAAUUGUGUACACGAAAGAAUAUCAAGUGUAGUGAUGAAGUCAAUGCUUCGUAUUACACUAGGUGUAAGAAGUGUAUCUAUGAUGUUUAUGACUCACUCAUCUGGUACAACUGUGCGGAUCCUGGUGAAGUACGCAUGCCCGACGAUGGUGCAUAUGCCUUCGUUCGGCCUACGUGUAGCGCAUGUCACAGAGAGGGGUUUCAGAGAUAUCGUCUCGCAGCCGCGCCCACGAAACGGAAGUGAGGCGAUACUACAACAGACGACGAAGUAGAUGCUGAGGAGGCUGAAGAAGAAGACUAAAUUCGACUACAUUGUAGAUUAGAACCUGAAAUCAAUAUUAACAUCGAGGUCGUGUACAUACAUAAAAAGAAAUAAAACAGACUCAUUGUAAUUAAAACAUGCCG
Molecule: messenger RNA, 2187 nt
Organism: Sphaeroforma arctica JP610
Lineage: Eukaryota; Ichthyosporea; Ichthyophonida
Exons: 3
Coding region: 155-2026 (623 amino acids)
Source: RefSeq, a predicted model, not a curated record